Diaporthe citri is the source of this 1863-nucleotide messenger RNA. RefSeq lists its product as uncharacterized. Bases 1 to 1863 code for a protein of 620 amino acids. NCBI's taxonomy places the organism in Eukaryota, Fungi, Ascomycota, Sordariomycetes, Diaporthales, Diaporthaceae. The record is from RefSeq and is a predicted model, not a curated record. The transcript has 2 exons.
AUGGGGUUACGUCCUUAUGUAGAGCCAUCGUGGCUGCAGGACCUCAUCGGCCCGUUGCUGUCCGUAUUGGUAUUCGCCUUGUCACCAGUCAUCUGGGUGGCCGUCAUCAUCAUUUCCAUAAUCCAGAUAGUGUUGGACCUCAUUCGCAGAGAGCCCAAUGCUUUUAGAACUGUCCGCUCGGGUGCGCAGAUUUGCGCAUGGCCCGUCUUACUGCCGUUCACCACAACAGCGGACGCCUCCCGCCGAUUCGUUUACCGGGCGUCCAACCUUGCAUGCGAGAUCAGAAAACAUAGAUCAACAGAACCUCAGCUCCAUCCAGAUCGUAAGAAGCAGGACCCGCCACCGAGGAGCCAUCCCAUUUUCAGCUUAAGAGAUGACUCGAACGAGAUCAGGCCUUACAACUAUCCAAAAUGGAGGGGCGACCACGAUAUCAGGUUAUUUGAAAUUUACCCUGACGGAGGUUCCGGCUAUUAUGACGAUCACUUUGGCAUGGUCCAGGGGCGCAUCAUUCACUCAAACUUAUUGUGGGGCCCUAGCUACGAUGCCAUAUCGUACACAUGGGCAGAUGAGAAGGGCGAUUCAGCAGCGACGGAGAAAGUCUACAUAAUUAACGAGCGGUCGCAAAGCUACGUGACCAGAAACUGCGUCAGGGUCCUCAGACAGCUGCGACACCAAAAGAAGCGCCGGCUGGUCUGGAUCGACGCGAUAUGUAUAGACCAGCACAGUGAUGUCGACCGGACUCAUCAGGUCUCUCUCAUGAGCAGGAUAUACAUGUCUGCCAACAAGGUUAUCGCAUACACUGGAGAGGCGACACGGGAGAGCGACAGGCUUUUCAACUGGAUGAACAGCGUCCAUCCAAAGGAUCUCGUAUUACCCACAAACUCGGGUUGGGCCGACCUGUUGGACACUGAGGGCCGAGCAUGGGCCCCCGACAGAGGGCAGCUCGUUGCAGGGCUCGAAAAUUUCUGGUAUCGAUUGGGCGUCCUGAGCCACAACGUAUCUUUUCGUUGUAGUCAAUUGUGGUCUGUUCUGUUUGGCAGUGGGCCCGGACAGGCACCGGAUGGCCAUGCCGCAUCCCUCCCAGACCAGCAAGUCCUGGACGCUGCAACUGAGUACUUCUCACGCCGAUGGUUUCAGCGGGUCUGGGUCUUGCAGGAGGUAUCGCUACCAGACGUUCGCAGCAUCGUCAUCAUGUGCGGCUCAAAGUCAACGUCCGCCAUGAGGGCAUUACAUUCACUCUCCUUGCUUCCCAGCGAUAGCCUUGGUGCCUUGACUCUCGGACCCUUCUACCUUAUGCUGCGCAAGAAGAUCAUGCGCCCUGAAAAGUCUCAUCUUCUUGACGUCCUCAUCGAAACGCGCGACAGGCAUUGUUCCGAACCCCGGGACAAGAUCUUUGGAGUUAUUAGUAUCGCCAGGGGGCUCGAGGAGGGCAGGUUUCCCGAGCUUGUUGCCAACUACGGUCUGAGUACGGCUCAAGUGUACGCCAGGUACUCGAAGUUCUUUAUAGAGCAGCACGGACUAGCAUUCUUUUGGUCCUUGAUCAAGUCCUCACCCGUGGUCCCGAAUCUUCCAUCUUGGUCUGCGGACUGGAGUGUUCCAUGGCCCAAUUACAAAGCCGUGCGCGGGAGACAUCUUCCGGCUACAUCGCGCAAGAUCGACCGGCUGGAUCCGUCUUCGAGGAGGUUGGCGAUCUCCAGGAGGGACAUCAUCUCGUCGAGCUGUGUCCCGGAGUAUGCGCGCUAUUGCGAGAAAGCGGGGCCCAUUAUGAAUUCAUCCAAGUUCGUCCGCAUCAUUCCGAAGUGGAUGGGCUACAUCAAGUUAUUGAUGCUUGGACUGAGUAUGUGGUGGACGGCAAGACCUUAG